Messenger RNA from Exophiala aquamarina CBS 119918, 795 nucleotides. RefSeq lists its product as uncharacterized. The coding region runs from base 1 to 795 and encodes 264 amino acids. NCBI's taxonomy places the organism in Eukaryota, Fungi, Ascomycota, Eurotiomycetes, Chaetothyriales, Herpotrichiellaceae. The transcript is spliced from 2 exons. The record is from RefSeq and is a predicted model, not a curated record.
AUGUCGAGGAAUGCUCAAUUUAUGCAGGCAGAGCAUCCACAAGAAGUACAUCAAAAGGCCAAACUCGCUGAAAAUGAGAGCUCAAUUAAAUACUACGCUGUUUCCGGUCAGUUUACCAAUGCCAUGGCAAUCACUACUAUUCCAGCUCCUUUGAAAGGGAAGGUCGCAAUCAUUACAGGAGGAAGCAAAGGAAUCGGUCGAGAGACUGCCCUCAACUUCGCCCGGAAAGGUUGCAGCCACAUCGCAAUCACCUACGUCCAAGAUAACGCUGCAGCACGGGAGGUUCUCGAGGCGAUUACAGACAUCAGUCCGGAUUGCCGUGCUGUUGCCGACAUUGAUGACCAUGUACCGGCAUCACAGAUGAGCUACGAACAUUUUGAAAAAAUCAUGAUCGGUCAAGCUUGGGCAUCAUUGCAGCUUUUAGUUGAAGCCAUCAAACACAUGUCUGCUGGUGGGCGAAUCAUCAUGAAUUCCUCUGGUUCCAGUAAGAUGGCCAAUGGUGAUCCAUUUAUAAUGCAUUGCUGCAGCAAAGCCGCGAUGGACUCCAUUGCUCGCAACCUGGCUGUCAUCUACGGACCUAGCAUGGGCAUUACCGUCAACUCCAUCGGUUGUGGAUGCACCGAUACGGAGUCCUUGAGAAAGUCAAUCCAAGUCAAUGGGCCCGAAUUCGGAAAGCUUACGGAGAACCUCAGCCCGUUGAAGAGACUUGGGAGGCCAGAGGAGGUCGCCAGUAUCAUAUCUUUCGUGGCAAGUCCAGAGGCGAGCUGGAUCAAUUGUGAGACUCCCUAUUCUUGA